UCUAAAAUUUUCCCGCUUCUACAGCACCUUCAAUUUAAAAUUUUUUCAAUUUUUGUGGAAUAAUUUGCCGCGCGGAUUAGUUUUUGUAAUGGAGACACACAGCUCUUCGCUCAACAGAUCUUAUAUGGCAAAUUAUACCAACAAUGAAACGGGGGAAUCGUGCGCCGAGAUAAGCAACACAACGCUUGCUCAGCUACCAUGGCUUUACCAUUAUAUGGCCCCAAUUUUGGCAGGAGGUUUGGUGUUGAUUGUUUUUUUUGCUGAUUUUCUGAUUCGGCACUGUUCUGAAAUUCAGAAACAGUUAGCAGCGUUUAAGAAGAAACAGUCCUGGUUCGUGAUUUUUCGUGGGGUUGUUGUGUUCAUCGGAAACAUGGUGUCUUUGGUCAUAAACUUCUUCAUCCCGUAUUGGUACCACGACAGGAAAGUGAAAACCGGAUGGUACGGCAAGCAGGACGAUGAGUACUGGAAAAUUACCUUCAUGGAUCUAAUCAUAAACAGUUUAUUGUUAAUCUUGCUGGUUUUAAAGAUUUUGCAGGUGUUUUUCGUUCCGAGUGCAAUUUUGUUGGUUCCCAAUAAAACGAGCAUUUUGUUUGUUUCACAGAGUGUCACCUGCAGAAAACGUGUCGCCGGCACAUCGUCGUCUUCCCUAAAGUCAUGGAGAAAAACAUGGGACUCGGUAAAAGCCGAAAUGUCGCGAUGGCUUCGAAACUGGGAGUUUGUGGUCAAUGCGGUGAACGUCCUCUUGCUUAUUUACGAAAUCGAUUAUAUUUUCGGUCGAAACAGAAUUUCGAACUGGAACUGUUGGAAUUUUACAUGGCUAAGUCUGCAGUUCUUGCGAUUACUAUGUAUUGUAUGGGCUGGCGACGAGCUGUUGGGUGUAUUUACGGGUAUUCCAAUUGCGUAUGCCAUCGUCGUCAGGCGUGCAACGCGAAUCGUAUGUUCCUUUUUCUGUUUUGCUGCCUGGAUACAGCUGAUGGAAAUAAUUGGUGACCCGUAUUCUUCUGAAGGCAAUGACGUACAAAGAAACCUGACUUAUGGAAAGGUCGUAGCAUUUCUAUAUGGGAAAAUGGUAUUAGUGGAUGUAGUUUCAGUUCAGCUCGAGUCAACGUUCGCCAGAAUAUCCGUAUAUAUUGUGCAAGCAGUCAACUGGUUUUUCAUCGCACAACUUAUUCCGGACAUGUUCAAGAAGCUGCCGACCGUUCUGCGGAUGCACUCAUUUAGCAAAAUUUACAGAAAAAAAGACGAAGCGUUUGUGCUGAUACUGGGAUCGGUUAGUCCUACGGCUUUAGAGCACUUUGCCAAAGCCUUCCACGACUUCAACGUGGAAGGAAACAUCAUGGUUCUUUUAGAGUCCGCAGUACUAUUAAGGGCAACAGAAGAGAUGCACAUUGUAGCACGAAAGCACAAGCGAACUUUGACCAUUGUCUCUGGAUCGGUGUUUAGCUACAAAGACAUCGACAAAAAUAUCUCAGAAAAUUGUCAGUGUGCCUUUGUCUUUGCCAACGAAAGUGCACCUAGCCCGCAAGAGGAAGAUUAUCACAACCACCUUAAAGUUCUCAUGCUGAAACAACACCGCCCGACACUCCGUGUAAUCGUUCAAGUCCUUAUGGUGAACAACAAGGAUCUGUUUUAUGACAUUCCCAACUGGAGAACCGAGCUGGAUGGUACCAAUGUCACUGCACCAGACAGAGCAAUCUGCAUUCCCGAAAUACAGUUUGCUCUAUUGGCACAACGGAAUUUUGCUCCCGCAUUAACUAACGUUGUGCACGACUGGUUCAACCCAUCAGGAUACCAAACAAUUCGAUCUUAUUUCAUAAAGCUCGUCGAACCGACCAAACCAGCCAUUUCAAAACAAACCAGCAGUUUGACAACCGCAACCAAAAAGAAUGAACAUGUGGUUGUGAUCAUUGAUCAUUCUGCUUCCAGUAGUCAUAACGCGAUAGAAAUGCAACCUCUUUCAUCCACUCCAGCCGAAAACCCAGCAAUCAAUGAGGCACUUGUGCACAGGUCAACUGCAGUCGCUGCAAGCGAUGGCGCUAUGGCAGGUGGAUCAGGGCUCCAGGCCCCGUCUGGGAACAAGAGUGGUGAUUGUAGCUUGAGCAAUUCAGCGAACAAUGAAAGUUCUGAGACGCAACUGCUUCUACCACCUAGCGACACUUCCAAAGCUGACACCAAUGCUCCUUCAAGAGAAAGCAGCAAUUUGACAAGCACUGAUACUUCAGGGAGUCAGCGAACUAGCGCCGCUUCCAAAAACGAUGUCAUCUACCAAGAUAUACAGGAAAUUUUUACCGAACUAAAGAUUGGUACUCCGUUCGCAUUACUACAAGAAGGGCAAUAUCAUUUGUGUCCACGAGAAAAUCUGAUUCUCCAAACUGGAACCCAGGUGUUUUGUGUUACGGAUAACUGUGUAAAGCAAUUCAUCCACUGGCCCGCCAACUCCAACUGUAAAAGAGUAUCGAUUACGCCAUUCUGUCCGAUAGAACGACAAGCUAUCAACAAAAGGACGAUUGGAGUUGAACUGUCGAAGGUUGGAAAAGAGGAAAUAUGCGAUAUUACGGGACAAUAUCAGCUAAGAUCAACGGAUUCGGACAUAACGUAUCUAGACCCGGACACAAAUAACGAAAAUCUAAAAAGCAUUUGUGGCGACCAUAUCGUAAUAUGCGUCGUAUCGGAUGGAACCCCUUCUCCUAUUGGGUUAAUCAGCUUUAUCAAACCUCUACGAGCUGCUCCCAUCGCAAUUACAACAAUUAUAGUUUUGGCCGACGAAAACUUUUUGAACUUAGAAGCACCCUCAAUGAAGAAGUUUCCUGACGUGCUUUUCGUAAAGGGUACUCCGUUUGAUGACAGCCACCUCGCUGCUGUUAAGGUGGCAUUGGCCAGAUCCUGCAUCGUCAUCGACGCAAACGAGCCGCCAAGCGAACAUUUGGACAGCUCCCAUUCAGCCGGCGAUGCUGUUUUUUCGACAUUAUCACAACAUUUCUGCCGGCACCGCAACGCUGUUCGAGCAACCUCUGCUGUGACCGAGUUUGUUAAAAAGCACUGGGAAACGACAAUCAGCUUGACAAACGAACUUAAAAUCGCUAUAAACGAAAUCAACUCUGGGAGGAACCGCAGCUCCACGUCACAUAUAAGCUACCGUGAGCCAAUUGAACCUUCGUUAAAGCACAAUCUGCUGGAAUUUCGCCGACGGGAUGGCGAAUAUGCUAAAAAGGCUGUCAAAGAAAUCACGAAGCUGCAGGUCGGAUAUCGUGGAGCAAUGAUAUAAUAGGAAACCCGAAAGUGACUGCGAAAUACACCACUCCUAAUUUUAUCAACGCGAUGAUGAUAAGAUGUUAUGAAGACACGGAAGUAUUUGACAUUGUUCGUCUGCUAUUAACUGGAGGCUAUCAGAACACGUUCGAAGAGAACUGGAGUAAGGAUAUCUCAGGCUGCCAGUAUACUGGAAAUCAAGCCGUAAUAAGCCAAAUGGAUUGCGCAUUCAGCAAAGAUGGUAGAGUACGUGGGUUUUUUAAACCCAACACGGAAAUCCCUUCAGAGCUUUACAGUGCAACGGACAGUGCACUAAAUAUUUUACCAUGUUCUAAAGACCGUAUUCCGGCAACCUGUGACCAGCCGACAACGAGCACCAGCAUUCAACCUGGACAUUCAUACAUAUAUACACACGACAUAGAUGCAGCUGUAGACGCUACUGUUCAAAAUGAUGACGCGCAAUCACGGACAGGGAUCCAGCUGCCUAUAGUUAACACCGACUCGUUUGAUGACUUUUGUAAAAGUGCUACGAAAGCAGGAUACACUGUUCUUGGAGCUGAAUUUCCGGUGAGCAAAACAACAAAAAUGGAAGAUAUACCAAAGGACUGCUGUUUAGUUAUCUUGGAGAGGCCUUGGUACGUUAAAGCGCGCCAGCAGCUGAUCCAAGCAGUGAUGCAGUGGGUUGAUAAACAUGAACCGGAUCAGCAAACCAAUCAGCAAACCAAGUGGCUAAAAUUUUACGAGGCAUUUCCUUCUUAUAUCCUCACCUUCACUGAAAAUAAUAUACGGCGUAAAUUAAACAGCCAAUCUCUGGAACAAGACAUUCCUGCGACCAAUAAGCCACCAAAAUGGAUCCGCGCGUAUUAUGGCAUCAUGCAGGACUUGUACAGCAAUAGCGAAAAAACAAAAAUCACGUAUAAUCGCGCAACAUGGGAGCAAUUUGACUUUGACGCCAUCCCGUCCACAAGUGGCAUGGCGUCGGCAACAUACAAGAACCAGCAUUUAAAAAAGCUGCCGAUUGCUGUCCUGGAUUUUAUUGCAUCCAUUUACCCUAAUAACCCUAUGGAAGUCCUAAUAAAUCAGCAACAAGCGAGCGGCGUAUACGCACGUUACGAAGGGCACAUACCAGUCGGAACGUACUUUUACGAGUGUACCAAAACCCCAAACGAACGUGAAGUGACUUGGAUCAAUUUAAGCGCGUUGUGUGGUGUGCUGUGGUAGUCUUUGCUUUUACAAUUGUCCGUCCUGGGAACAUUCUAGAGAAUUUUGCCGGUUGUUU
Messenger RNA from Paramacrobiotus metropolitanus, 4528 nucleotides. RefSeq lists its product as uncharacterized. Lineage: Eukaryota; Metazoa; Tardigrada; Eutardigrada; Parachela; Macrobiotidae. The transcript has 16 exons. The record is from RefSeq and is a predicted model, not a curated record. The coding region runs from base 89 to 3265 and encodes 1058 amino acids.